CUAUGGGGCAAGAUAUUUCAAUUUCUAAGAAAAAACGUAAGCGCCCCAUAAAAAAAGACAUUUUAAAAGAAAUGGAACAUCAUGAUAAGUUGUGUGAUGACAAUGAUAUUGACUAUUUUAAAAACAAAGUAGAUUCUUCGACUAAUUCAAUCCACAAACAUAUGGAUAUAGAUGGAGGCCCUAAAGGUGAAGGCUUUAGGUCCUAUUAUAUUACCAAAAUUGAGGAACUACAACUGAUUGUUGCUGAAAAAAGUCAGAACUUACGACGCUUACAAGCUCAAAGAAAUGAAUUGAAUGCUAAAGUGAGAAUGUUAAGGGAAGAACUGAUGCUUCUACAAGAGCAAGGAAGCUAUGUAGGCGAAGUUGUAAAGCCAAUGGAUAAGAAGAAAGUUCUAGUAAAAGUACAUCCAGAAGGGAAAUUUGUUGUUGAUAUUGACAAGAAUAUUGACAUCAAUGAUGUGACACCAAAUUGCAGAGUUGCAUUGAGAAAUGAGAGCUAUACUUUACAUAAGAUCCUUCCAAACAAGGUUGAUCCGUUGGUUUCCCUUAUGAUGGUUGAAAAGGUCCCAGAUUCAACCUAUGAAAUGGUCGGUGGUUUGGACAAGCAAAUCAAAGAAAUCAAGGAAGUGAUUGAGCUACCUGUAAAGCAUCCCGAAUUAUUUGACGCUCUCGGAAUUGCCCAACCCAAGGGAGUCUUAUUAUAUGGACCUCCUGGUACUGGAAAAACUUUGUUGGCUCGUGCAGUAGCACAUCAUACGGAGUGUACUUUUAUUCGAGUGUCUGGCUCUGAAUUGGUGCAAAAGUUUAUUGGUGAAGGCUCCAGAAUGGUGAGAGAGCUUUUCGUUAUGGCUAGAGAGCACGCGCCUUCAAUCAUCUUUAUGGAUGAAAUCGAUUCUAUUGGAUCUUCUCGUAUUGAAUCAGGUUCCGGUGGAGAUUCUGAGGUACAAAGAACAAUGUUGGAACUCCUCAACCAACUGGACGGAUUUGAAGCGACCAAAAAUAUAAAAGUGAUCAUGGCCACUAACAGAAUAGAUAUCUUAGAUCCGGCUUUGCUAAGACCUGGUAGAAUCGAUAGGAAGAUUGAAUUCCCCCCACCGAAUGAGGAAGCUAGGCUGGACAUUCUUAAAAUCCAUUCUAGAAAGAUGAACUUGACCAGGGGAAUCAAUUUAAGAAAGAUCGCCGAACUGAUGCCUGGCGCUAGUGGUGCAGAAGUUAAGGGUGUAUGCACCGAAGCUGGUAUGUAUGCACUCCGAGAGAGAAGAGUGCAUGUUACCCAAGAAGAUUUUGAGAUGGCAGUGGCUAAAGUUAUGCAAAAGGAUUCUGAAAAGAACAUGUCCAUCAAAAAGUUGUGGAAGUAAUUAAGUGCUUUUUUGUAUCUUGUAUUUUUAAGUCUGUUUAUCAUAAUAAAUAUAAUUCUCUAGCUUUAA
This is a messenger RNA of Anthonomus grandis grandis, 1427 nucleotides long. RefSeq names its product 26S proteasome regulatory subunit 8 (gene Rpt6). The transcript is spliced from 7 exons. Gene Ontology annotation, molecular function: proteasome-activating activity; ATP hydrolysis activity; ATP binding. Bases 3 to 1358 code for a protein of 451 amino acids. Gene Ontology annotation, cellular component: proteasome regulatory particle, base subcomplex. Gene Ontology annotation, biological process: proteasome-mediated ubiquitin-dependent protein catabolic process. The record is from RefSeq and is a predicted model, not a curated record. NCBI's taxonomy places the organism in Eukaryota, Metazoa, Arthropoda, Insecta, Coleoptera, Curculionidae.